Molecule: messenger RNA, 2044 nt
Organism: Achroia grisella
Lineage: Eukaryota; Metazoa; Arthropoda; Insecta; Lepidoptera; Pyralidae
Product: suppressor of lurcher protein 1-like
Exons: 15
Coding region: 144-2033 (629 amino acids)
Cellular component (GO): plasma membrane
Source: RefSeq, a predicted model, not a curated record
GUAGCACGCUACGCCGUAGCACCAUGCGGUUACGAAGUGAUGUUUGAAUUUAGAACUGCGUUUGUAAGAACUUUAUUCGUAUGAUUCCAUUCGAGAUAUGAAUUUUCUUAAAGAAAUUUGGAACACUUUGAUAUGCAAUUCAAAUGGGCUAUGAAAAUAUGAAGACGUCGACUGCCUUGAUCCUGCUGGUACAUUUAUCCCUCCACACAGUUGAUGAAGGGCACGCCAUAAAUCCGAGUUGCACAUGCCUCCGGUUCACGUCGACGUACGGCAAGGAGCGCGGCACAUUCAGCAGUCCGGACUACCCGCGACCCUACCCGCCACGCCUCGAUUGCCUGCUCUACACCUUCCUUGCUGCUCCGCACCAAAUCGUUGAACUCGUCUUCACCGACUUCGACAUUUACAAGGAGCAUCUCGAUUGUAUACGAGGCGAUUAUCUGAAAGUAUACUCCGAAGGUGGAACACAUGGACCUGGACCACCUGGCGUGAAUGAGUAUUCCGCCUGGUCUAGGGCACUCUGUGGUAGCAGACUCGAAGCACCGCCAGCUUUGUACUCGCAUGGACCAUUACUAGUUUUGGAGCUGCAUACUGGACCAAGUGCAUCCAAUGCCACUGGAUUUGUAGGGACCUAUAGAUUUAUAGACAGGCGUAAUUUCGAAACAGAUGGCGUAAAAGUACCAGAUACAUGGUGCGAUUUCGUCUUCAAUUCACAACCAAACAGACCAGCUCAUGGUCGAUUAUAUAGUCCUCGAUACCCUUCGAGCUAUCCUAGCAAUAUUAGAUGUACUUAUCAUUUUAGUGCAAGACAACGUGAACGAAUCAAAUUAGUAUUCGAAGAGUCAUUCCUUCAGAAAGGAGAUGAAAGUUGUCUCAAUCGAGCGGAUAUAAUAAAAGUUUUUGAUGGAAGAUUAUCGACGGCACCUGUACUUGCAAUGAUUUGUAAUGAAAUUGUAGGUUAUGAAAUUUUAUCGACCGGCCCGGAUCUCUUAGUCCAAUUUACGGCAAAUUCAAACAUACCAGGACAAGGUUUCAAAGCAAGUUACCAGUUCCAUAUGGAUGAUAACUCUAGCGCAGAUUCAGAUAUUAAAAAGUCGAGUACGACAGAAUCGAUAUCCGGUUUAGGACCGGCAGUCAGUGCUGCAACAUCAUCAUGUCAUCAAGUGUUCAACAGUGACAAGAGUAAGAGUGGCAAAUUAACCUCUCCAAUGUAUCCCUCCCCGUAUCUCCAGAAAACGCAAUGUCACUAUGACUUUCUAGCCCGAGGCAGGGAGCGCGUGAGACUAGUGUUCGAAGAUUUCAGCUUACAGAGAAUGACUGAGAAUAUUAUCGACUGCGAAAGUAUGGACUCCCUUGACGUGUUUCUGUAUGUAGACGGUCGACUUGAGAAAAUGGCUUCCUUUUGUGGCAACGAAAUACCGAAGCCUAUAAUGUCAAACGGACCAAAGCUAUCGAUCGAAUUCCGUGGAAUUUACUCAUCGAGACACAGUAGGGGUUUUAAGAUAUCUUACGCCUUCGUUGAAGACUACGGGAUCACAUCCGGGAGUCAGCUGUUAGAAUUUCCAUGUGCCUUUGUAUUUAAUAGCAGUAAGAGAGAGAAGGGUGUCGUGACUUCACCAAACUAUCCCGGCCUCUAUCCAAGGGAUACAGAGUGUAAUUAUUUCUUUUAUGGAAAUGAAAAUGAGAGAGUACAUUUGCAGUUUACCUACUUCGAUGUCGAAGGUGUAGUGCCAUGUGAAGCAGUAUCAGCUAGCGACUAUGUACAAUUCUCCAGUCAAAUGAUAGAUGCACAGAGUCACAGACACUGCGGUCAAGUAAAGGAAUUACAAGUUACUUCAGAGAAGAAUUUCCUCAGGAUCACAUUCAAGUCCAAUGAUAGAUUGGACGGUACUGGCUUUAAAGCAGACUACUUGUUCCUUAGGGACUCCGAGAUGUACAGCAUCACUAUGCCGGAUACUGAUAGCGGUACGAGGUUGUGUACAUCUAUUCUGGUAUUGUUUAUGUGUCUAUAUGAUGUAAUAAUGACGUUGAGAUAGUGAAAUACAGG